GAAAAUACAUUUUAAUCAUGUGUUGGGCCUAUAAUUUAUUUUUGUUCAGGACUCCAAAAAAGACUAGACGACUCUUGAUGAUUCUUAGCGAGUAUUUUAAAAUCUCUAUCCACUUUGUAGUAUAAUGACCUCAGUCUCAGUUGUAUAUAUAAUCCAUUUUUGUGAUCUUCAUCAUCAUAUACACAACAUUCACCAUAAUAGCAAUCUCUACAUCUUUGAAUUUCAAGCAAUGAAAAGUGCUAUGGAGGUGAAUUAUUCUCACUUCAAUUAUUUUCUUCUUGUCUUAAUCUUGAAUCUUCUUCUAUCAUCCUCUAUUAAUGUUAUAGCUAAAACUAAUCUAGCUACCGAUCAAUCCGCACUUUUUGCCUUGAAAUCUCACAUCUCUGUCGACCCUUAUAGAACACUCAACAAUUGGACCAUUACAUCUUCUGUCUGCAAUUGGUUUGGUGUCACUUGUGGAAUCCGCCAUCAUCGAGUAAUAGGAUUGAAUAUUUCUUUCCUAGGCCUUUCUGGAAGUAUUCCUCCCGAACUCGGGAAUCUAUCAUUCCUUGUUUCACUUGACAUCAAACAAAACAACUUUAAUGGGAUUCUUCCAAUAGAAUUAGCUCGUUUGCGAAGAUUGAGUUAUAUCAGACUGAGUUACAACAAAUUUGACAGGGAAGUUCCUUCUUGGCUUUCUUCAUUUCCUAGUCUUAAAUACUUAUCUAUUGCGUAUAACAAUUUUACAAGCUUGAAUUCAUUUAUCCAAUCAUUUUCAAAUGAAUCAAAGCUUGAGUCAUUGAUCUUAUCUUUCAAUCCUUUUCAAAGUGAAAUUCCAAAUUCAAUAGGCAAUCUUCAUAAUCUCAAAGUACUUGCCAUGGAAAGCAAUGGCUUUUCAGGGUCUAUCUCUUCUUCCAUCAUGAAUUUGACAAAUUUGGAAUCUUUGUGGUUGUCAAACAACAACAUUAGUGGGAUGAUACCACAAGAAAUUGAGAAUUUAAAGAUACUUAAAUUGCUCGAACUUAGGAACAACACAUUAACAGGACGAAUUCCACUGUCAAUCAAGAACUUGACAAAUUUAGAGGUAUUGGAUUUGCAAGGAAAUGCUCUUGAAGGGACGAUACCAGACAUUAUCGGGAGCCUUCAGAACUUGCAUUAUAUGUCCAUGCAUGAAAACAAGCUUUCUGGUUUUAUACCUUCAAGCAUCUUCAACGUAUCAACGCUUGAAGAAUUAUUCCUCUCCAAAAAUAACUUAUCCGGUACUCUCCCGAGUAACAUAUGUCUUGGACUUCCACGACUGAAACAGUUUUAUAUAGAAGAAAAUAUGAUACAAGGACGAAUUCCAUCAAACUUUUCUUCAUGCCUUCAACUUCAAGAAUUAAGAUUGCUUGGUAACAAUUUUACUGGCAACAUACCAGAAGAUAUUGGAAGGUUACAAUGGCUUCAAGUGCUGUCUCUUGCCAAGAACUCCUUAACAGGCUCUAUACCACAAAGUAUUUUCAACUUAUCUACCCUUCAGAGCAUGAUUUUCGGGGGUAAUCGUUUGUCUGGUACUCUUCCACAAGACAUGUGCCUUGGACUUCCCAUGCUCAGUCUGGUUUAUUUAAAUUAUAAUAUGAUUCAUGGAGGUAUUCCAUCAAAUUUUUCUUCAUGCCCUCACCUUAAUGUCCUAGAAUUGGGGAAUAACAACUUAACAGGAUCCAUUCCACAAGAUAUCAAGAACACAAACAUACUUCAAUCAUUGAGUUUAGAAGAAAACAUGUUAACAGGUACAAUACCGUCUUCCAUUGGAAAUCUAUGGAGUCUUACAGGUCUGCUACUUGACUCCAACACGCUGACGGGGGUGGUUCCAGCAUCCAUAUGCAACUUGAGCUCAAUUGGAGUUCUCGAUUUAUCAUCUAACAGUUUGGAAGGAACACUGCCAAAUUGUUUAUGGAAUUUCAGUGAGGCUCUGAAGGUUCUGAAGUUGUCGGAAAAUCACUUUCAUGGCCCCAUCCCAACAACAUUUAGCAAUGGUUGUGCAUUGCAGUAUCUUAGCUUGAGCUACAAUCGACUGGAAGGAACCUUGCCUAAAUCCUUGGCCAAUUGCGCACAAUUACAGGCUUUAGAUAUUGGAUACAAUGGCAUGCAAGACACUUUUCCUAUUUGGUUGGAAACUCUUCCGAAGCUUGGAAUUCUUAUUUUAAGUUCCAACAGAUUUUACGGCACAAUACCUGAUUCAGAGAGGAAGAUUUCAUUUCCUAUGUUGAGAAUUUUGGACAUCUCCAACAACGAUUUCAUUGGCUACUUGCCACUUACUUGUUUAAAGCAUUUUGGUGAGGUAUUGGAUGCAGAGAGAGAAACGCAAGUCUAUUUUGAUGUCAACUAUCAUAUAGGCCCUAUAUGCAUGUGUGGUUCUAUCUCAGAAAUUGUUACUUUGAAAGGUUUGCCGACAAACUAUGCUAGGAUACAAACAACAUUCACUAUGAUUGAUUUUUCUAGAAACAAGUUCCAUGGAAACAUUCCGGAUUCCUUUGGAAAUCUUAGAGCUCUUCGCCACUUAAAUUUGUCUCACAACAAUCUCACAGGCCAUAUCCCUCAAACUCUGGGGUCUCUAACAAUUCUGGAAGCAUUGGACUUGUCGUGGAAUGGCUUGGAAGGGGAGAUUCCGGUGCAGCUGACAAACCUAUCAUAUCUAUCCACGUUUCGUGUAGCACACAACAAUCUUUCAGGACAUAUACCUCAUUCUGGUAGCCAGUUUGAUACAUAUGAGAAUAGUUCAUAUAUUGGAAAUUCGGAGCUGUGUGGAUAUCCAUUGACUAAGACAUGUGAGGACGAAAAUGAGUUGCCUUCACAAGAAGAUGGCGAGGAUGAAGCUGGGGGCAUAUUUGAUGGACUUACUUGGCAAGGUGUUGUUAUGGGCUACGGAUUUGGAUUAUUCGUCGGAGUUGUCAUCGGGGUUAUAUUCUUGUAGUUAAAAUAAAUGCUACUGUAUUGUGUGCUUUAUCAGUUUUCUACUAUAUAAUCUUCGGAUGUGUAAUAAUAAGAUGUGAUAUAUAGUCUGGGGUUAAAGGUGUAGAGAAUUAUUACAUGUCAGAAGGAAACUGGAUUAAUCUCUUAAAUUCCUAAACAAAAAAUAUAACUAAGGUAAAAGCAAAUGACGAAAAUAUACCACAAAAUAGAUCUUUUCGUCGUUAGAAAGCAAAGUCCAGCAACAUACUAGAAAUAAAAAACAUGUCACUCAAUGUAACCAUCUGAAUGAUAAAAAUGUGUUGUUUAUUCUGAUCAUUUACAUUUA
Molecule: messenger RNA, 3256 nt
Organism: Andrographis paniculata
Lineage: Eukaryota; Viridiplantae; Streptophyta; Magnoliopsida; Lamiales; Acanthaceae
Product: receptor-like protein 52
Exons: 4
Coding region: 125-2932 (935 amino acids)
Molecular function (GO): protein binding
Source: RefSeq, a predicted model, not a curated record